UCAUGGGUCUCUAGGGAUUUCCGAGAUGCCUGGGAAGACAGGCUGGGGCUGGUGGUGGGCCCGGCUGCCUCUUUGCCUGCUCCUUAGCCUUUAUGGCCCCUGGAUGCCUUCCUCCCUGGGGAAGCCCAAGGGCCACCCCCACAUGAAUUCCAUCCGCAUAGAUGGGGACAUCACACUGGGAGGUCUGUUCCCUGUGCACGGCCGGGGCUCAGAGGGCAAGGCUUGUGGAGAACUUAAGAAGGAAAAGGGCAUCCACCGACUGGAGGCCAUGCUCUUUGCCCUGGAUCGCAUCAACAAUGACCCGGACCUGCUGCCCAACAUCACGCUGGGCGCCCGCAUUCUGGACACCUGCUCGAGGGACACCCAUGCCCUCGAGCAGUCGCUGACCUUUGUGCAGGCGCUCAUCGAGAAGGAUGGCACGGAGGUCCGCUGUGGCAGUGGCGGCCCACCCAUCAUCACCAAACCUGAACGUGUGGUGGGUGUCAUCGGUGCUUCAGGGAGCUCGGUCUCCAUCAUGGUGGCCAACAUCCUCCGUCUCUUCAAGAUCCCCCAGAUCAGCUACGCCUCCACAGCCCCCGACCUGAGUGACAACAGCCGCUACGACUUCUUCUCCCGAGUGGUGCCCUCGGACACAUACCAGGCCCAGGCCAUGGUGGACAUCGUUCGCGCCCUCAAGUGGAACUACGUGUCCACGCUGGCCUCGGAGGGCAGCUACGGCGAGAGCGGCGUGGAGGCCUUCAUCCAGAAGUCCCGGGAGGAUGGGGGCGUGUGCAUUGCUCAGUCGGUGAAGAUACCACGGGAGCCCAAGCCUGGGGAAUUUGACAAGAUCAUCCGGCGCCUCCUGGAGACCUCAAAUGCCAGGGCGGUCAUCAUCUUUGCCAAUGAGGAUGACAUCAGGCAUGUGCUGGAGGCAGCACGGAAGGCUAACCAGACAGGCCACUUCUUCUGGAUGGGCUCGGACAGCUGGGGCUCCAAGAGCGCACCUGUGCUGCACCUGGAGGAGGUGGCGGAGGGCGCUGUUACCAUCCUCCCCAAGAGGAUGUCUGUGCGAGGCUUCGACCGCUACUUCUCCAGCCGCACGCUGGACAACAACCGGCGCAACAUCUGGUUUGCCGAGUUCUGGGAGGACAACUUCCAUUGCAAGCUCAGCCGCCACGCGCUCAAAAAGGGCAGCCACGUCAAGAAGUGCACCAACCGAGAGCGCAUUGGGCAGGACUCGGCAUAUGAGCAGGAGGGGAAGGUGCAGUUUGUGAUUGAUGCUGUGUAUGCCAUGGGCCACGCGCUGCACGCCAUGCACCGUGACCUGUGUCCGGGCCGCGUGGGGCUCUGCCCACGCAUGGAUCCCGUGGACGGCACCCAGCUGCUCAAGUAUAUCCGCAAUGUCAACUUCUCAGGCAUCGCCGGGAACCCCGUGACCUUCAAUGAGAAUGGAGAUGCCCCCGGGCGCUACGACAUUUACCAGUACCAGUUGCGCAAUGGCUCAGCUGAGUACAAGGUCAUCGGCUCCUGGACCGACCACUUACACCUGAGAAUAGAGCGGAUGCAGUGGCCGGGGAGUGGGCAGCAGCUGCCCCGCUCCAUCUGCAGCCUGCCCUGCCAGCCGGGAGAGCGGAAGAAGACCGUGAAGGGCAUGCCCUGCUGCUGGCACUGUGAGCCCUGCACGGGGUACCAGUACCAGGUGGAUCGCUACACCUGUAAGACCUGUCCGUAUGACAUGCGGCCCACAGAGAACCGCACGGGCUGCCGACCCAUCCCCAUCAUCAAGCUCGAGUGGGACUCGCCCUGGGCCGUGCUGCCCCUUUUCCUGGCCGUGGUGGGCAUCGCUGCCACGCUCUUUGUGGUGGUCACCUUCGUGCGCUACAACGACACGCCCAUCGUCAAGGCCUCGGGCCGCGAGCUGAGCUACGUGCUGCUGGCUGGCAUCUUCCUGUGCUACGCCACCACCUUCCUCAUGAUUGCCGAGCCUGACCUGGGGACCUGCUCUCUGCGCCGAAUCUUCCUGGGGCUGGGCAUGAGCAUCAGCUACGCGGCCCUGCUCACCAAGACCAACCGCAUCUACCGCAUCUUCGAGCAGGGCAAGCGGUCGGUCAGCGCCCCGCGCUUCAUCAGCCCGGCCUCGCAGCUGGCCAUCACCUUCAGCCUCAUCUCGCUGCAGCUGCUUGGCAUCUGCGUGUGGUUUGUGGUGGACCCCUCCCACUCGGUGGUGGACUUCCAGGACCAGCGGACGCUCGACCCCCGCUUCGCCAGGGGCGUGCUCAAGUGCGACAUCUCGGACCUGUCGCUCAUCUGCCUGCUGGGCUACAGCAUGCUGCUCAUGGUCACGUGCACCGUGUAUGCCAUCAAGACACGCGGUGUCCCGGAGACCUUCAACGAGGCCAAGCCCAUUGGCUUCACCAUGUACACCACCUGCAUCGUCUGGCUCGCCUUCAUCCCCAUCUUCUUUGGCACCUCGCAGUCGGCAGACAAGCUGUACAUCCAGACAACGACGCUGACCGUCUCGGUGAGUCUGAGCGCCUCGGUGUCCCUGGGGAUGCUCUACAUGCCCAAGGUCUACAUCAUCCUCUUCCACCCGGAGCAGAAUGUGCCCAAGCGCAAGCGCAGCCUCAAAGCCGUCGUCACCGCCGCCACCAUGUCCAACAAGUUCACGCAGAAGGGCAGCUUCCGGCCCAAUGGUGAGGCCAAGUCUGAGCUCUGCGAGAACCUGGAGACCCCAGCCUCCUCUGGGCACCAGCACACAACUCCCACCCCAAGCGGCAAGGCUGACCUUGAUUACUCUCCACUGAGCUGUCCCAGGCCAUGGAGGGAGACCCUGGAUCUGGACAGGACAGAACCAAGGACCUGGCCAGGGUCCUCACCCCAGUGCCUCAUUUUUCACAUGAGGGUGGCAUUUACCUAGCCUCCUCACUAGGCUGCCGUGAGGUCUGAACCCCGGCCGGGCAGAGGCAGGAGGAGGCUCGUGCUGCCCCAAAAAGCUGAUGUUGUCACCCAGCUGUGAGUGGUGGGGAGGGCCCCAGGAGUGGCUGAGGGAGGGCCAGAGCCAUGGGUAUGGAUAAGGAGGCCUCGGGGCUGAGGUGAGACAGGGACACCUAUAAAUGGGAAGGGUAGCCGGACCAAGGCCCAAGGGGACCUGGAGGCCUUCCGCUUCCCUUAGGUGUGGCACGGGGGCCAACUGGUCAGCUCGUCAGUUUCUAGCCUCAUGAGCCCCCCCUGCUCCGGUUCCAUCAGUUAUUUCCUCCGUCCCAACUCACCACUCCCGUCCCCUAGGCUGCCAGGCUAUGUCUAAUGUCUGUUCUUUGCAUGUGUUCUUCUAGAACGUGUGCUGUUGACCUGAAAACUU
Molecule: messenger RNA, 3337 nt
Organism: Lynx canadensis (Canada lynx)
Lineage: Eukaryota; Metazoa; Chordata; Mammalia; Carnivora; Felidae
Gene: GRM4
Product: glutamate metabotropic receptor 4
Exons: 10
Coding region: 26-2896 (956 amino acids)
Biological process (GO): regulation of synaptic transmission, glutamatergic; G protein-coupled glutamate receptor signaling pathway
Cellular component (GO): membrane
Molecular function (GO): adenylate cyclase inhibiting G protein-coupled glutamate receptor activity
Source: RefSeq, a predicted model, not a curated record